Molecule: messenger RNA, 2144 nt
Organism: Galdieria sulphuraria
Lineage: Eukaryota; Rhodophyta; Bangiophyceae; Galdieriales; Galdieriaceae
Product: ATP-dependent RNA helicase
Exons: 5
Coding region: 95-2122 (675 amino acids)
Biological process (GO): rRNA processing
Cellular component (GO): nucleus
Molecular function (GO): nucleic acid binding; RNA helicase activity; ATP binding
Source: RefSeq, a predicted model, not a curated record
AUAUUGAAAUAGGAUGAAACAUCUUUUUUAUGUAUAGUAUUCGAUCCUGACUCGUUCGAUGAUGUUGUGAUGGUCGGUAUGAUAUGAUUUUUCCAUGAAACCAAAGAGAGCAACUUGUUUUGCGAAAGAGAAAGAAGAAAGAGAAAAUAUCUUACAACAAGUUGGUCUCAUUCCACCGCGACUCACGUUGAAAACAACCACUUCUCAAGGCAGUCAGAAGAACAACGGUGUUCAAGUUUAUUAUGCCACCCAAUUCAACCACUUGCCUAUUUCAAGAAGAACUUUAUACGCACUCAAAGAUAGCGGUUAUCAACAAUUAACUGCUAUCCAAAAAAAGGCUUUGCCUUUAGGUCUACGUGGAAACGACAUAUUGGGUGCGGCUAGAACAGGUUCGGGUAAAACUUUGACCUUUUUGGUACCCAUAUUGGAACACUUGUGGAGAAUGGAUUGGACAAGUUGGGAUGGUCUGGGUGCGUUGAUUAUAUCACCUACGAGAGAAUUGGCAAUGCAAAUAUUUCAAGUGUUGAGAAAAGUGGGAAAGAAUCACUGUUUUAGUGCAGGUUUGGUGAUAGGUGGAAAGGAUUUCGAGGAAGAAAGAGAAAGAAUUGGUAGAAUGAAUAUCUUGAUAGCAACACCAGGUAGACUUUUACAACAUAUGGACCAAUCGACUGACUUUGACUGUUCUCGAUUGCAGAUAUUGGUUUUAGACGAAGCUGACCAAAUAUUGGAUAUGGGAUUUCAGAGAACCAUCGAUGCUAUUCUAAGGAAUCUUCCAAAACAAAGACAAACGCUUCUCUUCUCAGCAACACAAACUCGUUCGGUACAAGCACUGGCUCGAUUAUCGCUCGAAGAACCUGAAUAUGUUGCCGUAUAUGAAAAAACGCCACAAGAAGAAGAUUCGAAGGAAAUAGAGUCAGAAGUGGGAAGAGAGGAAUCUUUUGUAGAUAUUCCACUUUCAUUGAAACAAUCUUAUACUGUUGUUCAAGCACCUGAGAAACUCAAUAUUUUGUGGUCCUUUAUAAAGAGCCAUAUUCGUUGCAAAAUCAUUGUCUUUCUUGCAAGUUGCAAACAAGUUAGAUUUGUAUACGAAGCCUUUCGACGCAUGAAACCUGGUCUAGUAUUGUUGCAUAUUCAUGGAAGAAUGAAACAAUCCAAAAGAAUGAUCAUGUAUCAACAAUUUUGUGGACAAUCCUAUGCUUGCCUAUUGGCAACAGAUGUGGCAGCACGCGGAUUAGAUUUCCCUCAAGUGGAUUGGGUUAUCCAAUUGGAUUGUCCGAGUCACGUGCAAAGCUAUGUUCAUCGAAUUGGUAGAACCGCAAGAAUGAAUCGGUCAGGCAAUUCUUUAUUAUUUUUGCUUCCUAGUGAAUGUGUAUUUUUGGAACGGUUGAAAUCCCAUCAUAUUGAACCCAAGAAACAUGUGGUGAAUAAGAAAAAGACUCGAAAUAUAUCAGGCACAUUGGCAAGUUUGAAUGCGAGCGAUACAUCGUUAAAGUAUCUUAGUCAACGAGCACUUUGUUGUUAUAUUCGUUCCAUAGCAUUGGAAGGAGACAAAGAAAUAUUUGAUGCCAGUCAAUUGCCUAUGGAAGAGAUGACUCGUGCAUAUGGUCUAGUGACAUUACCUAAAUAUACGAUACCGAAAACAGUCGUCCGAAAUCAUGAGACAAGUCGCAAUGCUUUUGGUUAUCGUAGAGAAACUACUCAAGAAGCAAUAGAGUUAGAGUUGGAGAAACCAAGUUUACAUUUAUCCAAGGAGAAGGAGGAGGAGGAAGAAGAAGAAGAAGAAGAAGAAGAAGAAGAAGAAUGGUUGCAUCCGGUUGAUAAGGAGAAAGAAGAAGAGAUGGAGCUGGAUUCCAAUUGGAAAGCACAAGAGUUGGAGUUGGAACAAAGAAGACUUGAAAGAAGAGAGAAGAAGGGCAAACAAAGUAAUCAAAUAGGGUCUCCGUCAUUACUAGCAGAGUUGGGUGAAAGUGAUGGAAAGGAAGUACCUAGUACCAUUGACGAAUAUGCUCAACGAGUAAGAGACAAGUUACUACCACAACUUGAAUAUAUCAAUCAAAUAGAACGUAACAGAGUAAGAGAAAUGCAUAAAAAGAGAAAAUGGCAAAAGAAGAAUGACGAAUAAGAAUAAAAAUCCAAUCGACACA